AUGUUAUUUUUUCAGAAGCUAUCAAGAAAAGGAUCUAAUGCAUCAACCGGUUCGAUAAUUGAUUCUGAACAUAGCAAAAAAUUGUUGCAAAGAAAUAAUUCAGAAGUGAAAAUUGAGGCGAUUUUCAAGGAACUGUUUUCGCCAGAUGCUGUUAUUGUGGAUACUUGUGCACCGGAUAUUUUGACGUUAGUUUUGAGAUUUGAAAAACAAAACAGUUACUGGUCAAUGAUAGAAAAAUCAAGCAUCCAGAUUUUUCUUUUUUUGCAGAUGUUUGACUCAACCUGAAGAAACCGAAAAAGAUCUUCGAAACCACGGAAAAUUCGUUGUAAAGCGUGAAACUUCAUUGCUCAAAUCGCCCCGAAAAGAAGCCAAGCCAAAAAUGUCUCGAUCUCCAACACCAACCAAACCACGAGCUCAAACAAUUCCAAAAAAUGUAGACGAGAAAAAUUUGCAUCUUCGAAAAAAUCCAAUUCCAUUGCGGAAGAAGAAAUAA
This is a messenger RNA of Caenorhabditis angaria, 493 nucleotides long. Lineage: Eukaryota; Metazoa; Nematoda; Chromadorea; Rhabditida; Rhabditidae. The record is from the annotation of a GenBank genome assembly.